AUGGACCAGCCACGCAAAAGUCGGCUCUGGGACCCUUCGACGUGGAAACUUCGCCUUAAACAUCGAAGUCAGCGUUCGAAGAAGAGCAACAGCAGCACAACAGAUGAAUUCUAUUCCAUCAACUCUUCUAGUCCUCCUCGCUGCUCUGACGUGGUGGAGAUCCAAGACCAAAAAGACACCUUCUAUCGAUAUUCCUCGUCCGUCUACUCAGACCACGACGAGGUUCGCUCUCUGCUCCUCCGACCAAAGGACGACCAUACAGAGGACUUCAACGAGUACUUCAUGGUCAGCUCACAGUCUUCACUUUCAACCUUGCUCUCACAGACCUCUCCCUGCUCGAACCCUCCAUCCCAACAGACUGACGCUUCACAGAUGGCGCCUAACCGUCGACACUCUCGUCCGUACACAGUCAGCAGCGGGGAAUGGGUUCUGGUCCCGUCUUCCGAAACCCCCUCUUUGUCCUCUGCCUCCCGAGUGCUGUCGUUGGAUGACUUAACCGAUGUACAGCGUGCCUACCACUUCAGCGCCGUCCUGAAGAUCUUCGCCAAAGUCUAUGCGGUGGCCAAGAUUCUUCAUGUAGCCUUUCUGGCCUAUGGCGUCGAGCUGGACACUGCUGAGACCGGACUGAUGUACUGGAUCGAGCGCUCUGAGAUGGAGAUCAGGACCGACUCACUCGCCGUUUUGAUUGAAAAUGUGGAGAAUCUUUACUACGCUCUCUAUUCCCGUGUGAUUAUUGAAAUGGCCGGGAUCGAACUGUGUGCUCUGUUCAAAAUCGACAGCCGGCCGGUGACGACUCGCAAGCAGUUUUACCUCCCCGAUCCGAAUCAUUUGUAUCGAAUCUUCCUUGCUUGCAAAGAUCUUCUCGAUGCCCCCUCCGUUUGCGAGUGCCUGCAGGAGACUGUGGUCAGCCAAUGGGAAGAAGGUUACCUGCGCCGCCUCGCCAUAAAGCAGGCUGAGAGUGGAUUCAAUCCGGAUGACCUUUUGGGCUAUCGGCGCUAUGCGUUGAGUAUAAUUUCCGAUCGCACCUGUGCCUACGUCAAGAAAUGGAACAACCUCAUUCCAUUUUUCGACACCAUCCCGGCCGAGGUCCUGACCGUGCUCUCGGAGAAGUACUUCACCAUCAUGCCUCGGGUGGUAAUGGAGGACGAUGUGCCCGCCGCCGAACUGCCUUUCAUUGAUCUCAAAGCGACGAACUUCGCUCAGUGGGAGAAGGAUCUGAUUCAGGACCACCGCAUCGCGACCCUGGCCAAGCUUAAUGGCACCAAGGUCGGCGAGGAACGCCGGGACGAGCCCAAGAUCCAACUGCUGACCAUGGUCAAGUAUCACAAGUGCAUCUGCAUCGCGUCCUGUUUCUGUGCUCUAGCAUGCACCUACGAUGUGGAGCGGCCAUGUCCCUGCUCGGAACGGCAUCUGCGCCUCAUGCUGGCCCGACGCUCCAGAGGCCCGGGUCGUUUCGACUUCACGACUCGUGCGAAUACCGUCGCCCGCGCAUGCUGGCAGGGUCUCGCGAGCCUGAAACGUAGCCUGCCUGACGAGGUCGUGCUGGUGGAGCUCAACGAGACCUUCGAUAUCUUUGAGUUGGAGAUCCAAAAGGAGCGAUGGGGGUGA
This is a messenger RNA of Penicillium macrosclerotiorum, 1608 nucleotides long. RefSeq lists its product as uncharacterized. The transcript has 2 exons. The record is from RefSeq and is a predicted model, not a curated record. The coding region runs from base 1 to 1608 and encodes 535 amino acids. Lineage: Eukaryota; Fungi; Ascomycota; Eurotiomycetes; Eurotiales; Aspergillaceae.